Molecule: messenger RNA, 441 nt
Organism: Penicillium maclennaniae
Lineage: Eukaryota; Fungi; Ascomycota; Eurotiomycetes; Eurotiales; Aspergillaceae
Product: SEC61-beta family protein
Exons: 2
Coding region: 1-441 (146 amino acids)
Biological process (GO): intracellular protein transport
Cellular component (GO): Sec61 translocon complex
Source: RefSeq, a predicted model, not a curated record
AUGGCUUCCCCCCGUCCCGCUUCUCCUCUCACCUCGGGCGCCGAAUCCGGCGCUGAUUCUAAGGGUGUUGGUGCCGCUGCUGCCGCCUCUGGCUCCUCCGUCAGCCGUCCCUCCUCGCCCACUCCCCCUGGUGGACCUCGCGCUGCCAUGCGCCGCCGUGCUGCUGCCGACCACAAGGAGACUCUGCGCAAUGCCCGCCCGAGCUCCACCCGCUCUGCUGGUGCCGGUGGUUCCUCCGGUACCAUGCUGAAGCUCUACACCGAUGAGAGCCCCGGUCUCCGUGUUGACCCCGUCGUUGUUCUGGUGCUGAGUCUGGGCUUCAUCUUCUCGGUUGUUGGUCUGCACGGUAUGUUUUCCGUUUCCAUUUCAGACUUUGAAUGGACUGGGGUAUUAAUUAUUGCCAUAGUCAUCGCCAAGAUCACCCGCAAGUUCUCCGCAUAA